AUGGCCAUGAAGGUGGACAUGUCCGCACUCGAGACCAACUUCGGCAACUCGACCUUCCCCGCCGGCGACGACACGUACUUCUCCGCCGGCGCCCCCGACGUGCCGUCCAUGGUGCUCCCCACCUGCGACGAUUUCGACGGGUUCCAGGCGGACACCAAGAAUAUGGUGAAGAAUAAGAAGGGAACGACCACGCUCGCCUUCAUCUUCGACAAGGGCGUCAUCGUCGCCGCUGAUUCCAGGGCCAGCAUGGGCGGUUAUAUAUCCUCACAAACCGUGAGGAAAAUUAUUGAAAUAAAUCCUUACAUGCUGGGGACAAUGGCUGGAGGCGCUGCUGAUUGCCAAUUCUGGCAUAGGAACCUAGGAAACAAGUGUCGCCUCCAUGAGCUUUCAAACAAGCGAAGGAUCUCUAUAGCUGGUGCUUCCAAACUGUUGGCUAACAUCCUUUAUUCAUAUCGUGGGAUGGGACUGUCGAUUGGUACAAUGAUUGCUGGAUGGGAUGAGAAGGGCCCUGGCUUGUACUAUGUUGACAGUGAGGGAGCAAGGCUUGUGGGAAACAGGUUCUCUGUUGGCUCUGGUUCCCUCUAUGCUUAUGGUGUUUUGGAUGACGGUUACCGCUUCAACAUGUCAGUUAAGGAAGCUGCCGAAUUAGCGCGACGGGCUAUUUAUGGGGCAACGUUCCGUGAUGCAGCAAGUGGUGGUUGUGUUAGUGUUUAUCACGUUGGCCCUGAUGGUUGGACGAAGCUUUCUGGGGAUGAUGUCGGGGAGCUGCACUACCACUACUACCCGGAGGAUGGCAAGCGACCUUUGCUCUUGCCACGAGCUCUUAGUCUUCCACCGUCUGCUCGUGCGGCACUCUUGUCUUCCACCGUCUGCUCGUGCGGCGCCCCCCGCUGUCUCGCUCGCUGUCCUCUACUUGCUGCCACCACCACCGGGCCAACCUCGCUCGCCGUCCUCAACCUGCCACCACCACCGGGCCGACAGCCGCCAUCAGGCCCCCUCCCCCUUGUAAGGUCACCGGCUAUGGAACCCCCUAAAAUCCGGAACCCUAGCGCCGGCGAGCUCAUCUCCGGCAACGGCGAUGGAGGAGGAAGGCAGACAAUGGGCUCAUGGGUCGCGGGGCGCGCCGGGCUCAUGGAUUAUUGGGGCACACUCCACGCUCGGCGCGACGCGUCGCUUGAUAGAUCUUGCAAUAGCAACAGCGAUACACGAAAGCGUGCUGCCGUAGUACGCUUUCGGGCCCGCUUGAAGAGGCUCUACGUGGCUCUGGCUGAGCUACCGGGGCGGAGCCGCGUGGAGCACCCAAAGCGUGGCUCCGGCUCCGGAGCCCGUGUGACACCAAAUGAGGCCGAAUUCAUACGAGACUGUCACUGCGGCUUCAUAACCAGGGCAAGCACAAAGCCCCCAAACCAACGAAAGGGGCGCCAGCUCGCCGCUGCGGCAGCCGAACGAACAUCAUCGCUUCGCCGCCCUGCUCGCGCCCCUUCCAAUCCAAGCAGAACAAACCAGCAAUGCCGCGCCAGGGCCCGCGCCGCCUCCCUGCCGGAGAACGCGACCGUCGCCUCGCCGAGGAGGUCCUCUACCUCCACUCCCUCUGGCGUCGCGGAGGCCCCGCCCCGCCCCCCCGCCCUCGCCCCAGCCCCGUUCCAGUCACGCUCCGACCGACGUGAAGAAAACGAGCGCAGCAGGCUCAACCGCGCCCUCCGCCGCGAAGAACGCGAGCGCCUCAGGCUCGAUCGCGCCCUCCGCCGCAAAGAACGCAAGCGCCGCAAGAUCGACCGCGCCGCCGCCGCCGCCGAGCCGGCCCUCGCGCCGUCUCCGCCCACCUCUUCGCCGGGAACCUUGGCGGAAGCCGCCGGCGCUUCUGCGCCUCCCACCGCGAAUCCCCCGCCUCCGACGACUCCCCCCGGCCCGCUCGCGCAGCGGGAGGCCGUGCCCUCCUGGUUGGAGUUCUCCAACCGCUACUCCGCCGAUUUCGACGACGAGUGGUCCGAUUCGGACCGCGAUAAGGAGGAAAAGGAGGCGGCGAGGUACUUCACCGGGCUGUUCCAGCGGGACGCGCAGCUGCGAGGCCACUACACGGGCAGGUGGCGCAAGGGGCGGUUCCAGUGCAUGGUGUGCGCCGCGGGGGGCGGGAAGGAGGUGGGGAAGCCGGUGCGGCAGUUCCGGGGCUGCUUGGCGCUCAUGCAACACGCGCGCAACGCCCCUCGGUCGCGGGGGCGGCACGGGAGGUACGGGAGGCACGGGGCGCACCGCGCGCUCGCCGCUGUCGUCUGCAGAUUGCUCGGGUGGGAUAUCGAGACCCUGGCCCGGCCUCGCAUCGUGAUCGAUCCACGGGCCACGGCCGGUGUUCAACACGCCAAGGAGAAUGAUGGUGCUGGGGAGAAUAAUGGCUUUUCGACUGAUGAUGAUAGCUAUUCGAUUGAUGAGGAUGAAGAGAGUGAAGAUGAAGAGAGUGUGGAUGAAGAGGAGGACGUUGAGACAGGGAUGACAGACCCAGGUACUACUGGUGAUGAAGAUGACAGUGAAAUAGAGAGCAAUGAAGAGUAUGCUGAAAAGGAGGAUCGUGAGAACAGGAUGGAAGACUCGAGUACUGAUGGUGAUGAAGAUGCUGAUGAACUAGAGAGAAGUAAAGAGGCUGGUCAAAAGGAGGAUACUGAUACAGGAGCGGAAGGCUCUAAAAGUACUGAUGGUGAUAAAGAGGCUAUUGAACUAGAUAACAGUGAGAAGAUUCCUGAAAAGGAAGCUGCUAAUUCUAUUGCAAGAAAACAGGAUUUGAAGAUAAGAGAUCGCCUGUUGAGUCUCACCCAUGCAAAACCGGUGGGCACAACACCAAAGAACAUGGAAGUUCAGAAAAGGAGUUGUGUGCCAAAACACAAGGAGGUUUCGACACCAGGCAGCAAAUUUAAUGAAGGCAGUGACAAAGCCAAACGAAAGACAUCAGCUUUGUCAUAUCAAGGCCAAUCAAGCGCAUCUGGUGUUGUGAAGAAGGUGAAAGUGAACCAGCAACCCAGCAACAAAGGGAAGCAGAGCAAAACUAAUGAAAUCGGAGCAAGUGCUCGCAAAGCUAAGCGACCCGCUGUGGCUGCAAGAAAAGCGAAGCAACUAGCCAAGAAACGCAAGGUGGAUGCCUGA
Molecule: messenger RNA, 3132 nt
Organism: Miscanthus lutarioriparius
Lineage: Eukaryota; Viridiplantae; Streptophyta; Magnoliopsida; Poales; Poaceae
Source: the annotation of a GenBank genome assembly